Pipistrellus kuhlii (Kuhl's pipistrelle) is the source of this 724-nucleotide messenger RNA. It is a transcript of the gene RPL10L, whose product is annotated as ribosomal protein L10 like. Gene Ontology annotation, molecular function: structural constituent of ribosome. Gene Ontology annotation, biological process: ribosomal large subunit assembly; translation. The transcript has a single exon. Gene Ontology annotation, cellular component: cytosolic large ribosomal subunit; ribosome. Bases 17 to 661 code for a protein of 214 amino acids. The record is from RefSeq and is a predicted model, not a curated record. NCBI's taxonomy places the organism in Eukaryota, Metazoa, Chordata, Mammalia, Chiroptera, Vespertilionidae.
CCGUUGUGGAGCCGCCAUGGGCCGCCGACCCGCUCGCUGCUACCGCUACUGCAAGAACAAGCCGUACCCCAAGUCCCGCUUCUGCCGCGGGGUCCCGGAUGCCAAGAUCCGCAUCUUUGACCUGGGGCGCAAGAAGGCGAAGGUGGACGAGUUCCCGCUCUGCGGCCACAUGGUGUCCGAUGAGUACGAGCAGCUCUCCUCCGAAGCCCUGGAGGCCGCGCGCAUCUGCGCCAACAAGUACAUGGUGAAAAGCUGCGGGAAGGACGGCUUUCACAUCCGCGUGCGGCUGCACCCCUUCCACGUCAUCCGCAUCAACAAGAUGCUGUCCUGUGCCGGCGCCGACCGGCUGCAGACGGGCAUGCGGGGCGCGUUCGGGAAGCCCCAGGGCACGGUGGCCCGCGUGCACAUCGGCCAGGUCAUCAUGUCCAUCCGCACCAAGGCGCACAACAAGGAGCACGUGGUGGAAGCCCUGCGCAGGGCCAAGUUCAAGUUCCCGGGCCGCCAGAAGAUCCACAUCUCCAAGAAGUGGGGCUUCACCAAGUUUAACGCAGAUGAAUUUGAAGACAAAGUGGCCAGGAAGCGCCUCAUCCCUGACGGCUGUGGAGUCAAGUACGUCCCCAGUCGCGGCCCGCUGGACAAGUGGCGCGCUCUGCACUCCUGAGGACUGGGACAGCUCCGCCCUCUGGCCAUGCUGGUCUGCCUGACGUCAGCUUAUCAUUAAAAU